CAUUUCCCCUCUCCAGGCAACCAAGCAGCACUUGCAAAUUUCAAGAGCACUUCAACAGUGUCAUAAUUUUCAGCGGUCUUAGUUUGAUCAUCACAGCAAUGGCCUCCACCAACAGCUGGACCCACGAGAUCGAGUGUGCGGUGGCUGCACCACGUCUGUUCCGCGCGGGUGUCAUGGACUGGCAUACCCUUGCCCCCAAGCUCGCUUCCCACAUCGUCGCCAGCGCCCACCCCGUCGAGGGAGAAGGCAACAUUGGCAGCGUCAGGCAGUUCAACUUCACCUCAGCCAUGCCCUUUAGCCUCAUGAAGGAGAGGCUUGAUUUCGUGGACGCGGACAAGUGCGAGUGCAAGUCGACUCUCAUCGAAGGCGGCGGCAUCGGCGUGGCAAUUGAGACGGCAACCUCACACAUCAAGAUAGAACCGUCGGCCAAUGGAGGGAGUGUGGUGAAGGUGGACUCGACGUACAAGCUGCUGCCGGGCGUGGAGGUGAAGGACGAGAUCACCAAGGCCAAAGAGUCCGUCACCGCCAUCUUCAAGGCCGCCGAGGCCUACCUCGUCGCCAAUCCGGAAGCAUACAACUAAAUCUGCCGCGCGAGGUUGACAUAUAUACACCACAUCGUUAUGGUGUCCUUAUAUAUAUAUUGUGCGCUUUCAUCUUCCCAGUCGAAAUAAAGGUGCUCCAGCCUGAUGCGGGAGCACUGAGCGGUGCGUGGAUUUGAGAGUAUGUGGCGUUUGUAACUGUUAUAGAGUGGUGUUGUUUGAUGCUAUUGCUGCUAGCUUGCUUAUCAGCUUAUGUAUGUACUAUUUCCCAACGGAUUUGCACAGGAAUAAAGAGAAGUAAUAUGAGAUUUUUUUUCAA
Molecule: messenger RNA, 858 nt
Organism: Brachypodium distachyon (stiff brome)
Lineage: Eukaryota; Viridiplantae; Streptophyta; Magnoliopsida; Poales; Poaceae
Product: pathogenesis-related protein 1
Exons: 2
Coding region: 99-581 (160 amino acids)
Biological process (GO): defense response; abscisic acid-activated signaling pathway
Cellular component (GO): cytoplasm; nucleus
Molecular function (GO): abscisic acid binding; protein phosphatase inhibitor activity; signaling receptor activity
Source: RefSeq, a predicted model, not a curated record